Messenger RNA from Lactuca saligna, 2134 nucleotides. Lineage: Eukaryota; Viridiplantae; Streptophyta; Magnoliopsida; Asterales; Asteraceae. The record is from the annotation of a GenBank genome assembly.
AUGUGCGCAAACUGGGGAAACUAUACGCAGAACAGUACAUAUGAAAAGAUCCUCAAUCGUACGUUAUCUGCUCUACCUGAAGCACCUAUCGGAGAUAGUUUCUUUUACAAUUACACAUCUUCAAAUCCUUCAGAAGACCAUGAAAACACCACAGCUUAUGCCCUUGCACUAUGCCCUGGAGACAUUCAAAAUGAAUCCUGUAAGGGAUGUGUGAAGUCUGCAACCGAAAGGCUUCGACAGGAUUGUUCUAAACAAAUCAAAGCUACAGAAGCUCUAUCGUUUCCAACAACAAGUUAUAUCACCAACUGGAAUACUAUUUCAGUUGCUGAGUCGCUAGAAAAGUCCUUCAAAGAGUUACAGGUUAAAGCAGCUAGUGAUGGUUAUAGUAAAAGAUUUUACUCUGAAACUAACAUUUUACCAAGUUCUAGGGGAAAUAUAGAAGCGACUAUGCAAUGCAUUCCAAAUAUAUCGCACAACAAAUGUGAUGAGUGCUUGGGUAACGCUACUGAUUAUCUAAGAACAUCGUAUAGUGGAAGUGCUGAAGGAGUAGUUUACUACCGAUAUUCAUGUUUACUAAAAUACCAAGUAUAUGUUGUCCAGAUUCCACCUUCAGGGAGAAAAAGAACAAAUGUCAUCGUUCCAGUAGUAAUAGCAGUGGGAGCAGUAGCAUUGGCAAUCUCGACCUUCUUUAUUUGCCUAAAGAUCGGCAAAAACUGCAGUAAAAAUGGUGAAGAGGAAGAACCGCUUCAAGGAUCAGACGAUGACACUGGGGAGAUUAUUUACUUUAAACUAGAUGCAAUUCAAGCCGCUACUCGUAAUUUCUCAGUUGCAAAUAAGCUUGGAGAAGGUGGUUUUGGUCCUGUUUAUUGGGGAACGCUCUCCGAUGGUAAAAAGAUAGCAGUGAAAAGACUUUCAGAAAACUCAAGUCAGGGAAUGAAUGAAUUCAAAACAGAAGUAAAACUAAUAAUAACGCUACAACAUAAAAAUUUGGUGAAGCUUUUGGGUUGUUGUAUGAAAGGGAAGGAAAGGCUUCUUGUUUAUGAAUACAUGUCUAACAAUAGUCUCGACAAGUUUCUUUUUGAUCCUAAAAAAGCAAAAGAACUGGACUGGGCUAAGCGUGUCAACAUAGUGAAUGGAAUAGCAAAGGGUCUUCGUUAUCUUCAUGAGGACUCUCGCCUCAAGAUCAUACAUAGAGACCUUAAAGCUAGCAAUGUUUUACUAGAUGACGAUAUGAACCCAAAAAUAUCAGAUUUUGGCACUGCGAGAAUUUUUGGAUCGAAUCAAAUGGAAGCUAAUACUAACAGAGUUGUUGGAACCUAUGGAUACAUGGCACCUGAGUAUGCAAUGGAGGGGUUGUUCUCAAUUAAAUCUGAUGUGUAUAGUUUCGGUGUUCUUCUUCUUGAAAUUAUAUCCGGGAAAAGGAACUGCAGGUUGUUCUACGAUGAGCAUGAACAAAACCUUAUGUACUAUGCAUGGAUGUUAUGGGAAGAAGGAAAAGGAGAGCAACUGAUAGAUGAAAAUCUGAAUGAUGAUUGUCCUGUCGAUGAGGGUCUCAAAUGGAUGCGUAUUGCUCUACUAUGCGUUGAAGAAGAUCCAAACAAUCGUCCCACCAUGUCUUCGGUUGCUUUUAUGCUUGAAGGUGAAUGGAAAUCCCUCCCAGAUCCUAAACCUCCCAUGUCUUUUGGCCAAUUCAUGACCUCUGACAAAUCUUCGUCAACUUGGAAUGGCGAUGAAUUUGGGUUUUAUUCAUGAUCUUUAGAAAGUAAAUGCAUCGGUUAUCAUUGUAUACUGACCGUUUUAUUCUUUUGUAUACAUAUACAAUCAAGUGUUUUCAUUAAACAUCGAAUAGAUUCAACUCGUAGAAAAAAUCUUCUGAAAUAAUGUCCUAGCUAUAGAUCUUGAUUUGUUUUUCAAUUAUUGUAGAGUAAUUUGUAUCUGGUGUACCACAUUUGUCUUAGCCAACCCAUUUGACCAAUUCAUUACAAUCAUUUGGACCACAAGAACUGCAGCAUUUUAAAAACUGGCCUACAACGAUAAAUUACAAAAAUCAAUUAAUUCCAAUUAUUUGCAAUAUGUAAUAUUGUUGUAACGUCAUUGACAUAUUGGAUUUAAAAAAGAGCUUGUAUGAAAUGGC